This is a messenger RNA of Hirundo rustica (Barn swallow), 5957 nucleotides long. RefSeq names its product THUMP domain containing 2 (gene THUMPD2). NCBI's taxonomy places the organism in Eukaryota, Metazoa, Chordata, Aves, Passeriformes, Hirundinidae. Gene Ontology annotation, biological process: tRNA methylation. Gene Ontology annotation, molecular function: RNA binding; tRNA (guanine) methyltransferase activity. The transcript is spliced from 10 exons. Bases 980 to 2470 code for a protein of 496 amino acids. The record is from RefSeq and is a predicted model, not a curated record.
CUGCUGCCAGUGUUCUCUCAUUUGUCAGUGGCCUGUGCAGGGCCUGUGUACAGCACUGAGGGUGAACUACAAGGUUGAUUUUUUUUUUUUCAGUAAUCUCACACAGGCCUGCUAAACUUUAGGAAUGGUACUAAUAGUUUUUAGAGAAUUACAGAAACACCGUCAGUGGCAGAGAAUCUUUUUUGCACAGUAGCCUUAAUAAACAGAGUAUGUACCAUACAUAAAACUCUACAAAAUGCACGCUUAAGCUUUUAAGCGUGAAAUGCAGGUGUUUGCUGAGGUCCUUGCACCUCUGCAAUGCUGUUUAUGGGUGAAGGGUGUAAGGACCAACUCAAGAACUUUAUUUUCUUUGCCUAAAGUCAUAAACCUAUUGUUCACAAACAUAACAUAACUCCUAGCUUUUCUUUUUUGCAAGAUUUUUCUUUUUUUCCUUGGAGGAAAAAUCACUACUGUACUGAAUUCAGAUCCUCGGUAUUCUGCUGGCUGGUAUCUGUCUUGUGUAAUUUACUACAUAGUGAAUUUAGAGCUCUGAAUAGAUCUAUUGGCCUGUCCUUUUUCCUCUGAAGUUGCAGGUCAUGCCAAAACAGCUGUAACUUCCUACCGAAGUGUUUCUAUACAAUAGGAAUGGGAAUUAUAAAUUUACAAUGAAAACAAUCGUGUGUACUAUAUUGUAUGUAUCUGUAUUAUUUAUAUACAAUCAUCACUACACAGGACCAAUUGUACAGAGAAUAAAGCAAUUGCAAAUGCCUGAGCCCGCCCUGCUGAACAGUUGGUGACAAGUAUCUUGUGCAUUUCCGUAUGGAAAAUGCGUUUGUCCUGCACAAACAGCACGUACCGGUUGGGUAGCCGAAGGCUAAAUAAAAUACAACAUAGGAAACAACACAAAACCCGGGGCUUUUAAAUCCCGUUCCCGCCUGCCGGUCUGCUGCCGGGCACCGCCCCCGAGGAGGUUCCGCCGCACCAGCCCCGCCUCGCCAAGAUGUCGUCGGCGGAGCCCGGGCGGUUCUUCUGCACGGCGGGCCGCGGGCUGGAGCCCUUCCUGGCGCGGGAGGUGCGGACCCGGCUCGGUGCCACGGAGGUGGACUGCGUCUCGGGAAAAGUGUUCUUCAGGGCGGCGGCGGUGCCGGGCGAGCUGCGGAAGCUGCGGUCGGGGGAGCGCCUGUUCCUGCUGCUGAAGAAGCACAGCCCGCUGACGGUGUCCGGGAACAGAGGGAGAAUGCUUCAUGAGAUUAAAAGCCUUGUCAUUGAGGAACCAAAAUACUGGCUGGAUAUUAUCUCUGUUUGGAGAAAGCUUCAUGGACAUGAGGGGGAAACAGGUGAUGUCUCUCAACAAAACACAUUGGCUCUGAAGAGACAGUCAGAAGAAGAGACAAAUACUGCAAGUAAAAGGCAGAAAAUGGAACAAGUAAGAGCAGUUGUGGCUGAGGAAUGUCAGGUGGAAGCUGGAGGGACCUGUGUGGCACCAGAGAGAACAAGCAAUCAGGAGUGCUGGAUUGAGAGCAAGAUUUCCUCAGAAUUCCCUUCCAAAGGCAGUGGAGAGAAUCCUUCUGUGAAUGAGAAGCUUAGCUUCAGUUUCAGAGUGUCUUGUCGUUGUAGUGGAGCGAUUGCCAAAAUACUUACUUCACAGGAGAUCGGAAGAGCCAUUGGUAUCACGCUUGUGAAGCAGUACGGGUGGCGUGCUGAUCUGCGGGACCCUGAUCUGGAGGUAAUCUUUGUACAUCUUAAUGACAUUCAGUCUGUGGUGGGGAUUCCUCUUUUCAGGCUUCCAUUGGCAAACAGAGAGUAUAUCAAAACAGCAGGACUGCGGUCAACAGUUGCAUGGGCCAUGGCAUCUCUGGCUGAAAUCAGUGCUGGUGCCCUUGUGCUGGAUCCCAUGUGUGGACUAGGAAUGAUACUACUGGAGGCUGCCAAGGAGUGGCCUGAAGCCUGUUACUGGGGUGCUGAUAUAAGUGAUUCACAGUUAGAGGGUGCAGAUGGGAAUAUUAGAACUGCAGGCUUAAUGGAUAAGAUUGAACUGCUUAAAGCUUCUGUGAAAGCAUUGCCACUGCCUUCAGAAAGUUUUGACAGCGUUAUUUCGGAUAUUCCAUUUGGGAAAAAGUUCAAGAUCACAAAUGAUGCUCAGAUCCUACCAGAUAUUCUCCAGGAAAUGGAGAGAGUGCUUCGUGUUGGAGGGACUCUUGUGUUGCUGCUGAGCCAGGAACUCCGCAGAUGUGUGGAUGGCUUGACCAAGCGUGCUGGAGGCGACUCUGCUGAGGCCUCUGCUGACGGCGACAGCGGAGCAGCCCCUGCUCCCAGUGUGGAUGGCAGUUCUUCCUCCUUGGCACAGGGUGGUGGAGAAUCCGUUCUCAGCAGACAUUUCGGGUCUCUGGUGCCAGAGGGUGUCUAUGCCGUUAGCCUGGGGAAGACUGAUGCUUUCAUACACAAAUACAGGAAGGUGUCUGCUCCUGGGAGCUGUCUGGGCCUGGGCUGAAGGGAAUUGAAUCCUGAGACGCUUCAGGAACAGCACAGCAGGACUCGGAACCCUGCUGAUGCGGACAAAACCGGUGCCAUCCAUUACAUUUCCUCACAUUCUUUGGAUGUCCUUGGAUGUGCUUUUCUCUCUUUGGUUUUUAGGAGAGAUGGAAGAUGCCUACCACUGCUUCAGACAGUUCUACUGUAUUGCAUACAAUGAAAUAGGAUAUAGUAUUUUGUAAUGAGGUAGAGUCCUUAAAUUCUUGCUUAGGCAAAGCUUCUCAGUAUUGGGGAGAGUUUCCAUGGGAGAGAAAGUCUUUGCUUGCAGAACUGCAAACCCAGAUGUGGUAGCCCAUGAUCUUUGGGCUGUCCACUCCAGCUAAUAAUUUUAAAGUAAUAUUUAAGCUACAGCUUUGUCUGUUCUAACUGUUCUCAAUGUUCAGAUUGUUCUUAGGUGGAGAAUAGGCGAGCCACCUGAGUUGCUGAGAAGGAAGGGAGCACAGAAGGGGAAAGAAGCAGCACUUGACAGUCAGUUGCAACAAGUCCCUGGCCCCUGAGCCUCGAAUGUUUUGUGUGCCUGGGUCCUCCCUGCUCCUGCCUCUCCCCCUCUCUCCCCCACUGUUGUGACACAUUUUUUUCUUCCCUGUACCUUUUCUUUUCUCUUGAUUCUUCUGUCUUGUCAAAAUAGGGCCUUUAGAACUGUAUGAGCCUUAAAUAAAGGGCCCAAGGCAAUACUGAAAUCACUCUCUCCUCUGGGUUUUAGCAUCCUUUGUACAAAGGCUGAGAGCAAAAAACAAAAAUCAUUGCACAUUUUCUCUGAGAAUUAUACAUAAAGACUUCUCACUGCUUUCCUAAUCCAUGCCAAUCUGCAGGAACACCAGAAGUCUUUUGGAAAGAUAAGGUUAGGAUGAAACACUAAAUACAUUUCUAUAUGCUCUAUGUCAAGGUUUUGACUGAAGAUCACCUUAAAGAGCAGAGUUGGGUAUGUUAUUUUGUUGACUUCACAGUUUCUUUCAAAUGUUUUUACUGAGAAAAGUAUAAAAUGGGAAUAUAUUUGUAUUUUCAAAUGCACUUUUCUGUCCUAAAAUAUCUUGUCGUUACUAAUGUAUAUUUUUGCAGCUGUGCAGUCUACGAUAGACUUUCUUUUGAAACUCAGCAGCAUUUUGGACUAAAGCAAACUUCGUUAUGUAAGGGUAGGUUUGGGGUGGGGGGGGGUGUUUUUGUUCUGGUUUUGUUUUAGUUUCAUUUGGCUUUUUUUAACAUUGAGCGUAUCAAAGAAGAAUGUGUAAUUGUAUUUUGAAAAUGUUACCUUUUUAAAAACAAUUACUUUGGACUCAGGUUAACUAUAUUUUUCUAGAGUGGUUCAACAUUCAUCAGCCAUUGUACUUACGAAAACAUUUAGAAAUAUCUUGGUGAAAAUUUUUGCUUGGUGUUUUAGAAGAAAACAGCUUAGGCCACAUUGUGCUGCCCACACCCUACUCUGAGACAUUUGUUGCCUUACACAUGAGAUAAGGAAGCACGAUUUUGUGUUGUUUCAUCAAGUUCUUUGUGUGUAUUUUAGUGCAUUUACCUGUGUGCUAGGGCUAUUUUGGUCCUUUUUUGUUGUUGUUGUUUUCUAUGAAAGCUGGUUUUUCUAGCCUUGCAACACCAACAAAAAAGGAAUGUAGAUGGCACUUGAAGUGCUAAUUGUCGCAUUGGCCCUCACUGUUUGUAUGUGCUACAUUUUUAGAGACGAUGAACCGAUGGCUUCAGGCCAUUGCUUUUUUGGAGUUUGAUGUUUUGUGGUUUACAGUGAUGAGGCCUGAAAAUAAUGACGUGUGCCCUGUAGUCAUACCAACACUGAAAAUUUUGCAGAUGUUCCCUCUAGGUUUCUUUGGUGCUGAACUACAGACACAUUUAAAAAGUACCAAAACCUCCCCAUUCUAUGGAAAAACACGUACCAAAGAAACAUCUAUGUGUGAAAUUCUGAGACUUACUUUAAAAAUAGAUUAAUUCUUCUGUAAUCACUCAGACCAUGUGUUAUAUAUCACAGUAGUACAAAAAUAAGAGCUGUUCUUUACAAAACUUUUCUGAGGAAUGACAAGCAAAGUUUUCUAUAUUUUAUUAAAGCAAGUCAACUACAAAUAAAAAUAAAUAUGCACUUUUACAUCAGUACUCCAAAAUACGAAGAUAUAUGCAGCUGAUUAGAGACAACUUUUGGAAGAAAUUAGAAGUGAACCCAGACCUUUGCAAAUAUUUUUUUCUUGUACCAUAUACACUCUAUAAACUGGAUACAUUAAAAUUAUAUUUUUGCAACAGUGCAGUUACGGUAAUUCACUGUAUUCACAGAAUAUACAAAAACAAACGAAUUAGAUUCUGAAUACAUUUUGGUAUUGGAUAAAUUCUGUGUUAUAUAUGCAAGAAUAUAAUUUUAAAUGUUAAUUGCUAUUAUGUUGUCUUAAUUAUUUUAGCUUGAGAAAUACUAGGUUAAAACUGAUUUAUCAGGGAUUUUACAGUCAAGAGCUGUAAUUUAAUCAGAAGUGAGGUAAUUACAGAUAGAUCCCAAGCUGUGUGUUAACAGCUUGAAUUAGUCUUCUUUGAACAGCAGAUUGUGAGACAUACUUGGUUUGUUACACAUUGCUAUUCAAAAUAUCCUAGUAUUAAAUGUAGAUAGUAAUGUUAUUACUGGUGCACCGUGCUUCUUUUAACUGUCCACAUCAUCAGAUCUGAAAUAAAUACAGAAUUCCUGCUCAUAGUCAUUUAUGUAUUAAAACCUGUAAAGUUUCUCAUUUUUGUAUAUAGAAAAAAUUACUAAUUUGCAUAUAAAUAGAUUUAAAAAUAAAAAUAUAUCUAUUCUGUACAAGAUUUUAGCAUAUAAGAAAUUACAUGGAGGCCCCUUUUGGAGGAGGGCUGUACAGAUGUAAAUGGCAAUAUUAAAGCAGCAUGCUGCUGUCUGGACUAGUUUGAUUCAUUUUAUGCCUUCUUUGGGGGCGAGUAAAAAGGGAGGGAGUUGGAGUCUGGGAGGUGAUGAUGUAAUUUGGGGCAAUUGUCCUGGGGUGACUUUAUGAUGUUUGUAUUCCCAUUCUUCUGUUUAGCCCCGAAAUAAGUUCUGCACCUUUAAGACUGGUUCCAAGAGCAAAGGGGGUGGAAAAAGCAGCACACAGUUUGUUUUCAGAAACUGCACUCGCUCCCCCCCAUUCUGCUCCUGGAUGGCGUUGUCUAUGGAUGGACAACGAGAGAGCUCUCCUUUGCUUUUGAGUUAGUUUUUAGGUAGCUGUGGCAGAGAAAUUCCCUGAACUGUGUUGUUGGGUUUUUUUCUUGGAACUGUUUAAACCUGUUCUGGACUGAAAACCCAGAAAAAUCCCUUGAGCUCACUGGGGCCCAGGAUGGCAUUUUGCAGCACCAGAGGGACUGAGAAGGGACUGGGCAAGCUGAGCUACAACCCACAGCAAGGACUAUCUCAAAUUUGCCAUCUCUCUUCAGAACAGCAAAAGCUUUUAUUUUUUAAUAUUAUUCUUUUUUUUUUA